This is a messenger RNA of Columba livia (rock pigeon), 4144 nucleotides long. RefSeq names its product cyclic nucleotide gated channel subunit alpha 2 (gene CNGA2). Gene Ontology annotation, cellular component: intracellular cyclic nucleotide activated cation channel complex; plasma membrane. The coding region runs from base 1157 to 3184 and encodes 675 amino acids. Gene Ontology annotation, molecular function: intracellularly cGMP-activated cation channel activity; cGMP binding; intracellularly cAMP-activated cation channel activity. The transcript is spliced from 6 exons. Lineage: Eukaryota; Metazoa; Chordata; Aves; Columbiformes; Columbidae. The record is from RefSeq and is a predicted model, not a curated record. Gene Ontology annotation, biological process: potassium ion transport; monoatomic cation transmembrane transport.
CAGUGGCUUCUCACUAGCAGCUCAGCUGCCCUGGGGCGGUGACUUGCCUGGGUGUGCGCUGUGGAUGUAGACUUCGUGCCUGUUAGUAAAGGUGUACAAGGCUUUGCCUUCUCUCAAGCAGAGCCUUGGCCGUGGGCUGCACCGUGUCAGAGCACAAGUGUGUUGUCUCCAGGAACCUGCCUCAUCUGUGCAUUGCGGGUAUGGAGGGUGUGCUGUGCCCUGGGGGAGCAGGCUGGGUGACCAGAGUGGGAAUAUGUGAUUUAGGCAGGGCUGGGCAAUGCCUGUGUGCUUUGCCUCCCUGCCUGAGCAAGUCUGUGUUUCUGUGAGGUGCUUUUGCAUGGUGUGGUCUAUACUAGGGUGCAGCAGAACAGCGAGGGCCGUGUGUGAUGAUGGAGAUGGGCAAGCCCCGCAGGCAUCUCUUGCUUAUUAGAUAAACAAUUCCUGAUGAAAGCCCGCACUUAACAGCACCACAGCAGUCUCCAUGUAUUAAUGUAGGAUCUUCUCUGCUGCUUUCUGAAACCAGAUGGUAGCUCCUGCCAGCACGGUCUUCAGCCAGGCUCUUUUUAAAUAGCAAACUUCAGUUUCCAACUCAGGGGAGAUUUCUGUAGUGAUAGGAGGUGGAGUUUCCUGGGCAGAGCACCAGCAGGUUGCAGUGCCCUGGGGAAGGACAGCGGUUGCUUGGGUGCAAACACCUUUGUACAUGCAAAGUCUACUCCGUGCUGUUGCACGACAGCACCUCCCUGGCAGGGCUGGCCUCCUGUUUACAACCCUUAUGAGUCUCUUUUCUUGUCCUUGGGGUGGUAGCAGUGCUGAGAGCUGUGGGCUCGUUGUUAUGGCACUGCUCCCUGGGGAUGCUGUUGCCUCAGUAAUGGCUGAGUAUCCUGAAUGAUGAGGAGAGCGUCUUUCAUGGGCCAUGGGCAGAUGUAGGAUCUCUUGGGGAGGGUGAAAUGCUCUGCAGGACUCUUACUGCAGCAUCAGUGAUGGCCAGUGGUGGAAAACACGGGAUGAGCACAUCCCAUGGGGUUUGACCCUCUCCCCAUGCUGUGCCGUAUCUCUGGAUUCAAACCACGUGAUGCAUGGUUCUUCUUAGGGCUGUUUUCUGCUCUUUGCAGGUCUCUGACACGGGGUGUGUGCCUGUGGUCUCCUCACAUGGAGGAUGACAGCCAAGAGUAAUGGUCUGCACAGCUCACCGGCCAACCACCACCCCUGCUCGCCUGCCCAAGCCCAAGUGGAACAUGAUGCGGAGGGGACAGGGCUCAGCACCAGGAGGACCUGCUCAACCCAGGAUGACACCUCCUCAGAGCUGCGGAGAGGUGAUCCCCCAGAUGGGGGGGAGCAGCUGGCUGCCCCCACUUUUCAAGGCAGGGGAGCCUUGGCCAGGAUAGUCCGGCUGGUGCUGGUGCUGCGGGACUGGGCCAGCAAGAGCUUGCAUGAGGAGCAGCAACGGCCAGACCCUUUCCUCGAGCGCUUCCAGGGCCCUGAGCUCCAGACAGUGGCUGCAGGUGCUGGACAUGAGGAUGAAGAGACCGAGGAGGCAAACAAAAAGAAGAAAUGGCAGAUCUUUGUGGUGGACCCUGCGGGAGACUGGUAUUACCGCUGGCUGGCUGUCAUUGCAGUUCCUGUCCUCUAUAACUGGUGCUUGCUUGUAGCCAGGGCUUGCUUCAGUGACCUGCAAAAGACCUAUGUUGUCCUCUGGCUGGUGUUAGACUACAUCUCGGACUCUAUCUACAUUGGGGACAUAGUGAUCCGCCUGCGCACAGGUUUCUUGGAACAGGGCCUUCUGGUUAAGGACCUGAAGAAGUUACGGGAUAACUACAUCCACACCUUGCAGUUCAAGCUGGAUGUUCUCUCCAUCCUGCCCACAGACCUGGCAUAUGUUGCUGUGGGAUUGCACCACCCUGAAUUGCGUUUCAACAGGCUGCUGCACUUCUCCCGCAUGUUUGAGUUCUUUGACAGGACUGAGACCAGAACCAGCCACCCCAACAUCUUCCGUAUCUGCAACUUGGUUCUUUACAUCCUGGUCAUCAUCCACUGGAAUGCAUGUAUUUAUUAUGCCAUCUCCAAGGCCAUAGGCUUUGGACAGGACACCUGGGUCUAUCCCAAUGUCACAGACCCCGAAUAUGGGUAUCUGACCCGGGAGUAUGUCUACUGUCUCUACUGGUCUACGCUGACUUUGACUACCAUUGGAGAAACCCCGCCCCCUGUUCGCGAUGAAGAGUACCUCUUUGUGAUCUUCGAUUUCCUCAUCGGUGUCCUCAUCUUUGCCACCAUUGUGGGGAAUGUGGGAUCCAUGAUAUCCAACAUGAAUGCCACCAGGGCAGAGUUCCAGGCAAAAAUUGAUGCCAUCAAACACUACAUGCAGUUCCGCAAGGUGAGCAAAGACAUGGAAACCAAAGUCAUCAAGUGGUUUGACUACCUAUGGACCAACAAGAAGGCAGUAGAUGAACGGGAAGUCCUCAAGAAUCUCCCUGAUAAGUUAAGGGCAGAGAUUGCCAUCAAUGUUCACCUGGAGACACUGAAGAAGGUGAGGAUUUUCCAGGACUGUGAGGCAGGUCUACUGGUGGAGCUAGUGCUGAAGCUUCGCCUUCAGGUGUUCAGCCCAGGAGAUUAUAUUUGUCGGAAAGGAGACAUUGGGAAAGAGAUGUACAUCAUCAAGGAAGGGAAGCUGGCCGUGGUGGCGGAUGAUGGAAUAACACAGUAUGCUUUGCUCACUGCAGGAGGCUGCUUUGGUGAGAUCAGCAUCCUUAACAUUAAAGGGAGCAAAAUGGGCAACAGGCGCACAGCCAACAUCCGUAGCUUGGGCUACUCUGAUCUCUUCUGCCUCUCAAAAGAAGAUCUUAUGGAAGCAGUCACAGAGUAUCCUGAUGCCAAAAAGGUCUUGGAGGAGCGUGGCCGGGAGAUCCUGAUCAAGGAAGGGCUGCUGGAUGAGUCAGCUGCGGAGGCAAGCACAGAAGGGAAAAGCAUAGAGGAGAAGCUGGACAGGCUGGCCUUGAACCUGGACACAUUGCAUACUCGCUUUGGCCGGCUCCUGACAGAGUACAAUGAUGCUCAGAUGAAGCUCAAGCAGCGCAUCACCCUUCUGGAGUCCAAGAUGAGGCAGCAGGAUCUGGAGGACUUCUUCUCCGAUAGCUCAGACAGUCUACUUGAGGACGAGGAGAAAGGUUUACAUGGUAGGAUGCACUGAGAGGGUACAGAGGUCAGCUAGAUGAUGUCUGGCCUUGUGCUGAGACAGUGUUUGCUAUUUCACAAUGCAGAUCCUGUGACCAGGGACUUCUGUCAGGUCCUUAGCUUGUUGGUGAGGGUUGCAGUACAGGAAAGGCUACCAAAACCCUACGAACAACAGCAACAUCAGCACAAACAGUAAUUCCACCUAUGCCUAACGGUACUGUGCAGGUGCUGGGACUGGCACAUGCAACCUCGUUUCUUCCUUCUGUUGUGUAGCUGGUCCUGACCUGUGUGUAGGCACCUGGGACCUCCUGCUCCUGCCCUCUGGGUCCGUGAGGUGGGCAGGGACUGGUCUCUAAAGACAAGAAUGUUUGGUGGACAAUAGAAUUUUGGAAGAAUAAAUGUUCUGGGACCAAUUCAGCCAGUCAUUUGGCUAAAAUAAUGGGAUGAUGCAUGGGGAGGUGUCAACCCAGAAAGGUUAAUGGUGGAAAACAGAGGGUAUUUACUUUGUCCUUUCAUUUCCUUCCAAUGUAACACUACCUCCCUUCAUUUUGUGUGAGAAUUUUCUAUUUAAAACUAAUGGCCUUGCCUUUUGUGAUUGGUGGUCGGGAGAGAAGGUUAAAUUCCCCAAAUUAGAAUUUAGGGUAAGAAGUUUUUUUGUCAUCUCUAAAUUAAAUUGUAGGAUUUCUGGUGCUUUAUUUAUUUAUCCAUUUAUUUUAAUUACUAAGAUGAUUUUUGAUUGAAAGAGAGGUGUUUUCUGUUUUUCUUUUUCUUCCAACACCAAAAGCCCCAGCUCCCAGCUUUCCCCUUUCCUGUGAUUUACCGCUCCUGAAUUUGCCGCUCGUUCUUUGCCUGCGGCAGGCAGGGGGUGCGGGCGGGCAGAACAUCCCUUUCCCCCCUCAAAAGCCCAGCUCCGCCGGGGAUGCUGCGAUGGAGCCAGGAGAGGGAGCUGUGAGCCGCGGAACCGCCGCUGCCGGCA